Messenger RNA from Aplysia californica (California sea hare), 1382 nucleotides. RefSeq lists its product as uncharacterized. Gene Ontology annotation, cellular component: intracellular membrane-bounded organelle. Gene Ontology annotation, biological process: regulated exocytosis. Lineage: Eukaryota; Metazoa; Mollusca; Gastropoda; Aplysiida; Aplysiidae. Gene Ontology annotation, molecular function: small GTPase binding. The record is from RefSeq and is a predicted model, not a curated record.
CUCAACCCGGAGUGGUUCGAGGAAUGUGACCUGCCAAUCCCUCAUAUGCACACCUCUGUGGAGGUGUCCGUGUAUCAUCGUGGGGUCCUGUCUGACGACUUUCUGGGCCUGGCUCACAUCCCUGUGUGGGAACAUAGCAUCGCUGAGACGCCACGUAGUCAAUGCGUCGAGGGCUCCCCCACCCCCCGUAUCCCCACCACCACCACCACCACCAUUCUCUCUCUAUGAGUGGCGGAGCCCCUGUCCACUUUUCAGCUCUGGAUGUGAACCGCACCCCUUGGGGUGUAGAUCCGGACUGCACGGACGGCCUGACCCGCAGCUACAGCAUGUCGGCGGCCUACAUCAAGUCCAUGUCACUGGACCGCGGGAGGGGCGUGGCCUACAGCACAGCCGGCACCACAAGGCCUGCUGCCAUGUCACAGCAGCAGCAGCAGCAGCAACAGCAACAGCACUACAACGGGCUCAGCAACAACCACAACAACAGCAGCAGCAGCAGCAACGUGCCGUUUUUCCACGCCGGCGACUUUGGGACAGGUGUGUCUCAGCUACACAGCCAGUCUCUGUACAACCUGCCGGGAGAGAGGCGGAGCUGCGCCGAGAUCCCGCUCCACCACGCCCCACCCCCUCCCUACGACGUGAGAGCCCGAUCUCAGGAUGACUCAGCCCUCAUGGCGGCGUCACGUGACCGGCACCACAGGACAGGCGGAGGACACCCGCACAACGCCCUCCUCCACCCCACCGGCAGCACCAGCGCCAUCAGCAGCAGCGGUGCCUACUUCGAGCCCGUCACGCAUGGGCAGACAGGGUCACGUGACCCGCGGUCUGGAGGGAUCUACGAGAGCAUCAAGGAGAGGACGGAGCCGGAGAACUCUCUCUCCUCCUCCUCCGAUGACCCGGAAAGCGUUCCGGGGCCUAAACCGCGGAUGCGCCGUUCCGGAGCGGGGGGAGUGACGUCUUCAACGUCGUCGAAAACACGACGUGACGUCCCAGCUAUGGGCAGCAGCUCCCGGGAUUACGUCAAAGAUUCGUCGUCUGCCAUAUUCCCGCCUCCCUCCAUCCCUGGCGGCCAGGGUAACGGUGUCGUUGUCGUUGGCGGGCGGUCAAGCCCCAGCGUCACGCCCUUCUCUCUCAUCUCCUCUUCGGCGUCCAUGCAGAGCCCGGUGGGCGAGCCGUACAGCCCACGGGACUCGGGGAUCCUCGACGACCGCUCGUCCAGCCACGGGAACUCGCUCGAGGGCAGCAUCAACAUCACCACAGACGGAAACAGUAACAUUAACGGUAACGGUAACGGUGGCGUCACCGGUAACGCUGCUGCCAGUUCCGGGGCUGGUCUCGGUGGGGGUUCUUCUGCGCUGGCAGCGGUAGUGGUAGCCUUUCGUUGA